GGCUUAAUAUUAUUCUUAUUGGUCUGCGACAGCUGGAAAUUGUAGGCGUUCGCUUGAACGUCUUUAUAGUGUUUCCGGAUUCCACGGACCACGGACAUCGAGAUGGCUACGGCGGAGCAGGAGACGGCUCCAAUCGCGAAUUCCCGAUACGGUCGAUCGGGCAGUGUUUUCAGGAGUUUUGGAUCUCUGUUCGGUAGCCAAAACAGCGGGGAUCGCCCGCAAUCGCCGCAGGAUGGCGAUGGGUAUGUGGAGUUUGGGAUGCAGGAUCCGGAGCGAAAUGGCCGGACCCUAGGCACCUUUGCCGGGGUCUUCUCUCCGGUUGCCUUGUCCAUGUUUAGUGCUUUGGUUUUCAUCCGAGUGGGUUACAUCGUUGGCAAUGCGGGCUUGUACAUCACCCUGCUGCAGUUCCUCAUCGCCUACGGAAUUCUGCUCUUCACUGUGGCUUCUGUCUGCGCGAUUUCCACUAAUGGAGCUAUCGAAGGAGGAGGCGUCUACUUCAUGAUUAGUCGCACUCUGGGCUUGGAAUUUGGAGGCUCAAUCGGAACUCUUUUCUUCUUUGCGAAUGUUGUGGGAUCUGCGAUGGCUAUUUCCGGUUGCACUGAGGGCAUCAUGGACAAUUUCGGACCAGGUGGACACUUCGUAAGCGGGGAACACACGCUGCCGGAUGGAAAAUGGUGGCGUUUCCUCACCAGCAGCAUGUUGAAUACCCUGCAGCUGCUGGUUUGCCUGGUUGGUGCUGCUCUUUUCGCCAAGACGUCAGUGAUAAUUUUGGGCACUGUGACCGUUUGCCUGUUCGCCACGUACAUCAGUUUCCUGGCUGUGGGCCCCACCAACGAUACGAUACCCGUGCCAGGCGAAAAUAAUUUAUCGAAAACAUUAUCCUUCCUCAACUAUACUGGUCUCAAUGCCACCACUCUGCGGGAUAAUCUUGGAUCCCACUAUGGCGUUGAUUACACUUCGAAUGGAAAACAAGUGGACUUCUCCACCACCUUCGGUGUGCUGUUUUCGGGAGUUACGGGUAUUAUGGCCGGUGCGAAUAUGUCCGGGGAGCUAAAGAAUCCAUCGAAGAGCAUUCCCUGGGGCACACUAUCCGCCGUGGCAUUUACAUUCGUCUCCUACAUCAUCCUGUCCUUUCUGAUGAGCUGCACCACACCGUAUUUCACCAUGCAGAAUAACUAUCUGUUUUUGUUGCCGGUAAAUGUGUGGCCUCCAUUUACGGCCAUUGGUAUCUUGACCGCUACCUUUUCAACCAGUCUGAGCAACCUGAUUGGUUCUAGCCGGAUUCUGGAAGCCUUGUCCAAGGAUCAAGUUUUUGGCAGCCUGCUGAACUUUGUGAUUCAUGGCACAUGGAAAGGGAAUCCCAUCGCAGCGGUUGCUGUGAGCUGGUGCCUCGUGGAGUGCAUCCUGCUGAUUGGAUCCUUCAACAUCAUUGCCCAGAUAAACUCGGUGCUCUUCAUGCUCUCCUAUUUGGCCACCAAUCUGGCUUGCCUGGGCAUUGAGCUUACGGGUGCUCCUAACUUUAGACCUCUGUUUAAGUACUUUACCUGGCACACCUGUCUGGUUGGAUUACUGGGCACGCUGAUCAUGAUGUUUGUGAUUAAUCCCAUCUAUGCCUCAAUCUGCAUUAUUCUGUGCCUCAUCCUUGUGAUUGCUUUGCACUUAUUCUCGCCGGCCACACAGGCAGCUCAGUGGGGUUCGAUUUCCCAGGCCUUGAUGUUCCACCAGGUGCGAAAGUACCUUUUAAUGUUGGAUCCCCGCAAAGAUCACGUCAAGUUCUGGCGUCCACAAAUCCUGCUGCUCGUCUCAUCACCACGAUCCUGCUGUCCUUUGGUGGAUUUUGUCAAUGACUUAAAAAAGAGCGGUCUGUACAUCAUUGGACAUGUCAAAUUGGGCGACUUCAAGGGUGUGGAGGAUGCCGAGGAGAAUCAGCAGUGGUGGUCGUUCCUGGAUCACAUGAGAGUAAAGGCCUUCACAGAGGUCACACUGAGCCGAAGCAUUCGCGAGGGAGUCCAACACUUGAUUCGCCUGUCCGGAAUUGGAGCAAUGAAGCCGAACACCAUUAUUCUGGGUUUCUACGACAACGAGGCCCCCAGGGAUUUCUUCCAAAACGGUUCCUCCCCCUACAAAACCGAUGACUUCAACAAUGGUGAAAUACAAAACUUUCCCAUUCGACGAGAUGGCGAUCCCAAACAAUUCCAGGUCCAAGAGUACGUGCAAAUCCUUUGCGACACCCUGAGAAUGAAGAAAAAUCUCUGCCUGUGCAGAAACUUCCAAAGAUUGGACAAAAACUUCAUAUCCAUAAGCAAACAUGUGAAGUACAUUGAUGUGUGGCCCAUCAAUGUGUUUAAUCCCACAUCUGGAGAUCCCUUCGAUAUGGUGUCUUUGUUUAUGAUGCAAUUGGCGGUGAUAAUGCUUGCUAAGUGGAAGCAUCUACGAGUAAGAAUUUUCCUGUGCGAGGCCAAUGAUGAGCGGAGUGUGGGAACCUUUGACACCCAGGCCCCUCAGAUGGAGAUUUUCUCGAAGGUGAAGCUGGAGCAAUCCCUUAAAGAGCUGCGCAUCACAGCCGACAUUGUGGAGAUCCAGGAAUGGAGCCGGGACACCGAUUUCAGCCGUCAUGCCCGCACCCUUAAGCAGUUCACCGCUCAGGCGGACAACGUGCUGUUGGAAGAUGACGACGAGGUGGGCGAGGAGACGCUGAAUCGCUCGCUGCUCUACAUGCAGCGGGCCAAUCAAAUUAUACGCGAGCGCUCGGAUCAGACGGCAUUAUCGUUCAUCUAUCUGGCUGCUCCGCCGAAGCUUUCCACGCCGGAUUUCGCGCAGCGCAGCGCCAGCUACAUGGAACUGCUGACCGAACUGACCGCCGAGUUGCCGCCCACAAUUCUCGUCCAUGGUGUCAGUACGGUGACCUCCACAACGCUCUAGGCUUCGACUGGAAGAUAUUUGCAUUCCUAUGAGUGAUAAAAUCCAGCGUGCAACCGGAUUAAACCAAUUGCGAGGGGGUCUUUCGAUCGUUGUGUGCGUUCCUGUGUGCUUGGAGCUUUAGGCAUAAUCGAGAAAUAUUAUUCACUAGGGUGAGGCGAUUUUUUUUGGUAUGCAAAAAUUCAAGAUUAAGAAAGUGUGCUCAAUAAGCAAAAAAUUUGUUCUAUUAUAAUAUUUGAUUUUAAUUAUUGUUGUAUUAAGAUUCAAAACUAUUUAACUUUGUCUCAUUAUUAUAGUAUACCAUCCAAAUCGUCUCGCUCUACUUAAGUAGUAUAUCUCCAGUACAUUAAUAUAAUGUUGUAGCUAAUAUAAUAUUUAUUCGCACAGAUCCACAGAACAAUUAAUAUCGUACAAUUUUAAUCAAAAAAUACUUCAUAUCAGAGAACUAAUGCAUACAUUUAGAAAAACCCCAUGUGGACCAUCUCGUAACUGAUAAAUAAUAUCAUUUUUAAACUCAUUCCCAACCGAAUCCACACCGAUAUUAACCUGUUUGUGAUUAAAUAUAAAUAAAUUUUACUUCUUCACGAUUAAACAUAGCGCAAAAAGUAUUAGAUAACCGCAGUAGAUUGUGAUUGUAAAAUUGAUGAUUUCAUAUUGCACCUAGUUUGUAAGCCAUUUUUGGAAGACCCUCACAGUUUUGACGGACAUUGAUGGAUUGUUUUAGAAGAAUAUUUUGUGUAUGUAAACUUAAUAGAACUGUGGCUAACCGUAUAAUAUAAUUAUUGAUCACAGCAUUCAUUGUAAUCGGUUCUUUCCAAUAAUUUAAAUAAAGACUUAGCGAUAUGUAUUUAUGUAA
Messenger RNA from Drosophila gunungcola (fruit fly), 3775 nucleotides. Its product is annotated as solute carrier family 12 member 9. Gene Ontology annotation, molecular function: potassium:chloride symporter activity. The coding region runs from base 103 to 2922 and encodes 939 amino acids. NCBI's taxonomy places the organism in Eukaryota, Metazoa, Arthropoda, Insecta, Diptera, Drosophilidae. The record is from RefSeq and is a predicted model, not a curated record. The transcript has 7 exons. Gene Ontology annotation, biological process: cell volume homeostasis; potassium ion homeostasis; chloride ion homeostasis. Gene Ontology annotation, cellular component: membrane.